AACAACAGACCCGAGGCAGAGGCCAAACUAUGACUGAGGGUCGCAGGUCAAGUUCAUCUGCAGCUGAACAUGCGCCGAAGAUAAAAGAGCGAUAGAGAUCGCAUAAUUCAUCCCACGACCGCCUGUAGCUUUCCCAACUCAGCUUGCUCUGUACAAACAAUCUCACACAAGCCACAGGCAGAUGGGAUAAGUCCGUGACUGGUUCGGCGCUGUAUUGGGCGGGGAGCUCGGACGCACAUGAUUGGUUUAGAGUUUCAGCAUCGCCCCCAUCUACUGAAAGUGGUGCAGCCCACGUUGGGUACCAGAGAAGGGAACAGAUUUUGUAAGUCAUCGAUGCGGGGGAGGUUGGGGUUUGAUUUGAACAGUAGCUUUACCUUACACGUCGCCGCACUUUCGGUCCGUAGCUGUGUCUCUAUAAUUCCCACGGGCACUUGCCUUGCCCGCCCCCGCCGAGCCUACCCGCUGGGAGGAGCUGACAUGCCUUGUUCCAAGCUCGCCGCCUUAACCGCUCAGUCAUGACCGGGCUGAGUCGGGAAUCAGUUAUCCGCUUCCUAAGCGAGCAAGGCGGCCGGGUACCAAAUCAGAAUCUACUGGGACACUUCAAGGAGCUGCUGAAUGAGCCGCCAGCGGGGGAGUCCCGGGAAUCUGUCCGCAGCCGCUUUAAGGACAUUGUGAAUGAAUUGGCAACCGUGAAGGAAGAGGCCGGGGUGAGAUAUGUCUGUCUGCGGAAAAAAUACCGAGAGAGCGGAACGGGAGCGCCCUCAUCAGAGAGCUCGGCUAGUGACCAUGAGGCGGCCAGCGAGUCCCCAGGGCACAGCUCCGAGGGGGAAAGCAAGGACUUGCCGUCACCUCCCAGCAUCUCCGUCACCGAAGCCCCAGGGGGAGCCGCUCAGCAGCCGCAGGAGAAGGAGGGAAAUAAGAGCGUCCCCGGGUCACUAAAGCAGUGCCCUGGCUCCCCGGAGGUUUUCCUUCCCAGCGGUAGGACUCCAAGGGGCAGCCGCAGGGGUGUGCGGGAUCCCGUGUCCCCCCAGUUCCGCCGGGGCCCCCCGCUGCUUCGGGCCGGGAUGCGAGACUCGGACAGCUCGUCCCUUCACAGCUCGUCUUCGGUGUCGGGAAACGAGGAGGAGGAGGGCGGCGCGGCACACGGGCAGGCGGCACUGGACCCUGUGGAACACGCCUGGAUGCUCAGUUCGUGCCGGGGCCGCUGGGAGAGCUUACGGGAGCUACUGAGCAACGAGCCCGGCCUCAUCACCCGCAGGGACUUCAUCACCGGCUUCUCCUGCCUGCACUGGGCCGCCAAGCACGGGCAGCAUGAGCUCCUGGCUGCUCUCCUCUCCUAUGCGCACCAGCACCGUGUGCCCGUCAAUAUCAAUGCCCGGGCUGCGGGGGGUUACACGGCUCUGCACUUGGCUGCCAUGCACGGACACCUGGACGUUAUUAAGCUGCUCAUAGGGGCAUACGAUGCCGAUGUGGAUAUAAGGGACUACAGUGGCAGGAAAGCCUGGCAGUACCUUGGCCCAAGCACGACCCAUGAUGUACAGGGGCUGGUGGGUGCUCUGCCCAGCGCAGGGGGAGAAGAGGAGGAAGGAGGGAAUACGGGCUCGGGCCGCUGGCGGCUCUCUAAGGUGCUCCCCUCCCAGCUCAUUGUACACCGGCUCUCUCAGCUACCGGAGGAGCAACCGGAAGGGCCCGGCGCAGGAGGCAGCAGAACAGAUAUCUACAGGAAGGGGUCUGGGGUAAAGGGGAAGCCAAGACUCAAUAAAAUCCGAUUUAGGACUCAGAUAAUCCAUAACAACCUGUCCUCUAGAGACACUUAUGAGCAGGAGGAUAAACCUCUCAAGAGUCCAAUGAGGCUCAGGCCAAAAUCCAAUGUGUUCGGGUGAUCUUAACAUUAAACGCAUCGAUUUUCUAUCUCAAUGGGUGGGAUAGUUAUUAUAACAGAGAGAACCCCCUCCAGCUACUGCACAACCCAGCAGUCUACCUAUGCUGGAAGCUGGAGGUUCCUUCCCUACAACCACACAACAUGGGGGCAAAUCAGAGUGCACCCACCUUGCUGCACUGAGAUGCCUGGCAUACUUGAACUUGUUCCAGUUGAUUUGGAAUUCAGUGACUAUCAUAGAAAUAAGCUCUGAGUGAAAACUGCCUUGGAAAUUCUGUGGUGCUGCUAGACAAUCUGCUGGCCUGAUUUACUCUAGUAGCCAUUAUUUGUAGCUCUUCUUAAAUUGUAGUGCAGACAAGUGCACAUUUCCAGUUUUGUGAUAUUGAUAACCAAUUCUUUUGUAACUGUUGCUGCAUCUUUAGUAAUGUCACUCCUGUCGUGCCACCAAUUUUAAUACUGUAAUGUAUGCUGGCAUAUAUAUUAUACGUGACCAAAUGUUUGAAUUUAUCUUUGAACUUUAAAAUGAUGCACAUUGUACUCUAAAAUGUGCUCAAACCUUGCUCACUGCCUUUCAAAAUUUUUAACCUAAAGCUUUAUGGUGGCCAUACACAGCCAUUAGACUUAUUGGCUUGCUGAAUCAGUCCCAUAUUAACAGAGAGAGAGCCAUAAUUACUAGAACUGCAGGUAGUGAAUAGGAGCUGUGGUUCCUUCUCUGUACAUUCUGCACUUCCAGUAGUUCUGUUAAGUAAGUGCCAGACCAUAAUUUUUGCGUUUUUGCGUGUGAUUGCAAAUAUAUAGCACAGACCUCUACAUUUUAGUGUAAUGGUAUAUUCACUAAUCACCCAGGCAUUUGAGAUCCUAGUCAUAACAUAGAGAUUUUUUUUGCUUUUAGUGCUUGUGCAAAUUUUGAGGCUUGUAACUCAUGUAGUGUUUUGGCCCCUGUUAGCACCUUUCAUGUUUCAUUGUCUGGCUGCACUAUUGACCCCUUUACUGCUUCUUCAAACUGAAAUAUUGUAUAAUCUCUUGAAAUAAUUUUAUCUGGCAGAGCAGCUAUGUUUAGUAAGGCUAUGUGCCCUUCAGGUUUUGUUGUGUGAUUAGGGUCUGGUGCAUUCACUUUACCUUGUAAAAGGACCAUAUUUUUAAAAUGAGAAGCAAAUUCUUAGCAAAAAAUGCCUUGAUGGUGCCUCCAUCCAAAACAUCUGUUACAGCUGUGGAUGUUUGGAGAAGGAACCCUAUUCACAUAGUCUGGCCUCACUGUAAUGAUUAGCCUAUCAGAUCCCAGCUACAUGAUAGACAUCAGUGUGUGCAGUGCCCAAAGGUGUUUAGAUACUGUCUUUAUUUAAUUAAAGUUUAACUUUAAGGCUAAUGAUCCACGGGGCGAUUUAGUCGCUGCAAUUUUUUAAAUUUUCCAGCGACAAGUCCCUCAUCUUUUCUUGACAAGUGAUUACUAGAGAUUUCAACAAUGAAGAAAUUCCAUUUCCCACAAAUCCAGGUGUCAUAUUCCCUGCCCACAAUUAGAAAUUACAUUUAGUGCAAUGGGAAAUCGCAGCGACUUCCCGCUCAGUGGGUUUUACUUUCCGCGAUUCCAAAAGUUUUGAAUGACAAUGCUUUCUUUGUAAAAUCGCUCAAAAAAGGGUCUCAUAGAGAUUCGGAGUGAUAAGCUAUUUGAAGUAGUAUCAUCGGUUUAGGUACUGGCGAUUUAUAUUCUUCUUUAUGUAGAGACAAAGUGAGCGACUUGUUGCUGGAACUCGCUUUUUAAAAAUGGCAGCCUUCAGGAGAAAAUUCUAAUGUGUUUGAGCAAUCCACAGUGAAUCUAUUAAAUCUGUCUCCUUGGGAUAAAUAACAUUGUGUAGUGCUGUGCCAGGAGGCAGGCAUUGCAGCAGCUGGGAUGGGGGCACAAUUUUCAGUCUUUAUGAUUUUACAGAGUUUUGACUACAAUAUACUUUUUGUGCAAAAUGUUAGUUUAACCCAUGGCUUAGUAAAGUAUUAGCACAAUUUUUAAGUCAUUUUCAUUCUUAUGAGGUGUUUUUUAAUUGUGUAAUUCAAUGUACGUAUAUUGUGUACCCUAAAAUACAUAUAUUUUUGUAUUUCUAUAUUUAGUGUGCCAUAUGGUACAUGUGGAAAUUGAUCAGAAAGCAGUACAUUGAUUUAUAGCACUUUUGUAUAUAAAUUACAGCUAAUUUUGUCAACAUUGGUACAAUGAAUUGAUCUGACUUACUGACCAAAAUCUGGUAUAGCAAGUUCAUGUUUGCAUGGAUUUUCUUCUGGAGAUCAGUCUGCUCAGGCAACUUUAAACUAUAGCACUUAGAUAUUACUGGUGUGGAAAUUAAAUGAUAAAAGGUAGAGGUACAAGAGAAAACAUUCCUAACCUACAAAGACUUACAAUCUGUAGGGAUGCGUGAGAGCAAUUCUAAUAAAAAUGAUGAAAUAAGAGCUAUUAAUGUUUUAUUGUUAUUCCUCAGCAUUUAAUAACCUGCUAAUAAACCACUAUCAUUCAUUG
Molecule: messenger RNA, 4379 nt
Organism: Xenopus tropicalis (tropical clawed frog)
Lineage: Eukaryota; Metazoa; Chordata; Amphibia; Anura; Pipidae
Gene: sowahc
Product: sosondowah ankyrin repeat domain family member C
Exons: 1
Coding region: 516-1883 (455 amino acids)
Source: RefSeq, a predicted model, not a curated record